Messenger RNA from Hemiscyllium ocellatum (epaulette shark), 3202 nucleotides. RefSeq names its product dimethylglycine dehydrogenase (gene dmgdh). The transcript has 16 exons. Gene Ontology annotation, cellular component: mitochondrion; cytoplasm; mitochondrial matrix. The record is from RefSeq and is a predicted model, not a curated record. Gene Ontology annotation, molecular function: protein binding; dimethylglycine dehydrogenase activity. Lineage: Eukaryota; Metazoa; Chordata; Chondrichthyes; Orectolobiformes; Hemiscylliidae. Bases 38 to 2653 code for a protein of 871 amino acids.
UUUUCUAUAUUCCAACUGGAUCUUUUAGGAUCUGGCCAUGUCGAGGCUGCUAAGGUGCUUCCCUUCUGCCUUUCUCCGUGGAAAGCUGCCUGUGUUAGCGGAGUGCUCCCGCUGGAUUCCUGUCCGUCUAAUAGGCAGCGCCUCAUCCAAACAGGGCAAUGAAAAUAACCGGACACAAUCCCCUGUGAAAAGGUGGAAAGAUAAUGCGGAGACAGUGAUUAUCGGAGGUGGCUGUGUUGGAGUUAGCCUGGCUUAUCAUCUUGCCAAAGCUGGGAUGAAAGAUGUGAUAUUGCUGGAAAAGUCGGAGCUAACAGCUGGCUCUACAUGGCACGCAGCUGGUUUAACAACAUAUUUUCAUCCUGGGAUCAAUUUGAAGAAAAUUCAUUACUACAGCAUCAAACUUUAUGAAGCUUUGGAGGAAGAGACUGGACAGGCAGUUGGCUUUCACCAGCCUGGCAGUAUUCGGAUUGCUACCACCCCGACCCGAGUGGAUGAAUUUCAUUACCAGAUGACCCGGACACGAUGGAAUGGCACACCACAGUUUUUGAUUGGGCCCGAAAAGGUGCAGGAACUCUUCCCUCUGAUAAAUAUUGACAAGGUUCUUGCUGGGUUGUAUAAUCCUGGAGACGGCCACAUUGACCCCUAUUCUCUCACCAUGGCUUUGGCAGCUGGAGCAAGGCAGUAUGGAGCUGAGCUGUAUUAUCCUGUUGCAGUAACAGGACUUUCAUCACGUUCUGAUGGAACAUGGGAUGUGGAAACACCAGACGGUAUUAUUCGUGCAAACCGUAUAGUGAACUGUGCAGGAUUCUGGGCCUGUGAAAUUGGAAAAAUGAUUGGUUUGGAGCAUCCCCUUAUCCCUGUUCAUCAUCAAUAUGUCAUCACCGCAACAAUUCCAGAGGUGAAGUCACUGAAACAAGAACUUCCUGUUCUUCGUGAUUUGGAAGGUUCAUAUUACUUACGGCAGGAACGUGAUGGUCUGCUGUUUGGUCCCUAUGAAGUUCAGGAGAAAAUGAAGAUACAGGAGUCUUGGUUAACAGAUGGCGUCCCACCAGGAUUUGGCAAGGAGCUUUUUGAAUCAGAUUUGGAUAGAAUCAUGGACCAUGUUGAAAAUGCUAUGGAGAUGGUCCCAGUCUUGAAAAAAGCAGACAUAAUUAAUAUCAUAUCAGGACCUAUCACAUACAGCCCAGACAUUCUUCCUUUGGCUGGACCAUUCCAAGGUGUGCGGAACUACUGGGUGGCUAUUGGCUUUGGAUAUGGAAUCAUUCAUGCAGGUGGGAUUGGAAAAUAUCUUAGUGACUGGAUUAUGGAUGGGGAACCCGAUUUUGACCUCAUUGAACUUGAUCCCAAUCGCUUUGGAAAAUGGACAACAACCAAAUUCUCAUUGGCUAAAGCAAGAGAAUCAUAUGGGUUCAACAAUGCUGUUGGAUAUCCCAAAGAAGAGAGGUUUGCGGGAAGACCAACAGAAAGAGUAAGUGGAAUAUAUGAAACCUUGAAAACCAAAGGAUCCAUGGGGUUCCAUGCCGGCUGGGAACAGCCACACUGGUUCUACAAACCUGGAGAUGACACUGGAUACAGGCCAAGUUUUCGUCGCACAAACUGGUUUGAACCAGUUGGGAGAGAGUGUAAACAGGUCAUGGAAAAAGUAGGAGUGUUUGAUCUAACACCCUUUGGAAAGUUCACUGUGAAAGGAAAGGACUCUGUUAAACUUCUGGACCACCUCAUUGCAAAUGUUGUUCCAAAGGUGGGCUCUAUAAACAUCAGUCAUAUGCUUACACAAAGGGGCCGUGUGUAUGCUGAGGUAACAAUCAGCCACUUGUCAGAAGAGGAGUUCCUGCUGGUGACAGGAUCAGGUUCAGAGCUCCAUGACAUAAGAUACAUAGAGGAAGAGGCGGUAAAUGGUGGCUAUGCAGUUGAGAUUUGCAAUGUCACUGAUGAGAUUGGAGUGCUGGGUGUAGCAGGGCCGUUUUCACGGAAGGUCCUUCAGAAGCUCACAACAGUAGACAUGAGUGGGACAGCGUUCAAGUUCCUGCAGUGUAAGCCUGUCACUCUGGCUGGUAUCCCCCUUACAGCUAUGAGAAUCUCAUACACAGGUGAGCUUGGGUGGGAAUUGUACCACAAACGACAAGACACUGCUGCCCUAUACGCUGCCAUCAUGGAGGCAGGGCAGGAAUUUGGAAUUGACAACUUUGGAGCGUAUGCUAUGAACUCCUUACGGCUUGAGAAAGCAUUCCGAGGCUGGGGAGCAGAGAUGAACUGUGACUCAAACGCCUUUGAAGCUGGAUUGGAUUAUUUCAUCAAAUUGAACAAGCCAGUCGAUUUCAUAGGAAAACAGGCUUUGAUGAACAUCAAAAAGGAGGGUGUUAAGCGCAAGUUGGUGUACCUUACCAUGCAGACUGACGAUGUGGAUCCUGAAGGAAAUGAAAGCAUUUGGUAUGGAGAUAAGGUUGUAGGUAACACCACAUCUGGAGCCUACAGUUAUAACACUCAACAGUGUGUAGCCUUUGCCUAUGUGCCUCUGGAGCUCAGCAAAAUAGGACAACAGCUAGAUGUGGAACUGCUGAAUAAAAAAUAUAAGGCGGUAAUCAUCCAGGAACCACUGAUACUGACAGAGCCAACCAGGACUCGAAUGAAGAAGAAAAGCUCAAGUGCUUGACGGACAGUAUUGUGUAAGGGGAAAACAGUUCUCCGUCAUGUUUCAGUAGGAGAUUAACCAUUUUUAUUAAGCCCUAUUUCAUCUGGGACCAAGGUUCUAUUUACUCAGUCCUCCCUGGGUGGAUAUGCAGACCUCAGUAAAAUGGCCAUGCUGCAGAAAACAUUAAACAGUCACUGCUGUCCCACAGUAUGAGUCCAGAACUAUUCACUACUAAGCAGAUUGGGAAAUAUGUCUGUGUUUAUACAGCACCUUAUAGCUCUGAUCCCUAUCAUGUUAAAAGAAGACAUUACAAAUUUCAAUCUCAGCAUCUAAUGUGAAAAAAUAAAUAAUGCUGAUUACAAAGACUUGCUGCAAUUUUAGGAUCGGGACUUUUUUUAAUGUGAAUUGACUGGUGCUUUAAAUAACUUUUACUUUUAAUGUGUCAGUCACUUGCUGUGAAAAUGCUUUACCCUCAAGUGGAAGUAAUGCAAUGAAAGUUCAGUUGUUUUAUAAAGUCACACACAUUAUUAUCAUCCCUUAACUGAAUUAUCCAACUAAUGCUAGUUGGUU